Penicillium robsamsonii is the source of this 1584-nucleotide messenger RNA. RefSeq names its product 3'-5' exonuclease. Gene Ontology annotation, biological process: ribosomal large subunit assembly; rRNA processing. Lineage: Eukaryota; Fungi; Ascomycota; Eurotiomycetes; Eurotiales; Aspergillaceae. The coding region runs from base 1 to 1584 and encodes 527 amino acids. Gene Ontology annotation, molecular function: nucleic acid binding; exonuclease activity. The transcript is spliced from 3 exons. The record is from RefSeq and is a predicted model, not a curated record. Gene Ontology annotation, cellular component: nucleus.
AUGUCGUCUGACGGACACCAAAAGGGGGUAGACCCCGAGAACAGGUUUACCCUGAACUCCUAUCACCUGGAUGACAUUGACCUUCUUUGGCAUAGCGAAGUCAAGAAGUUUAUCAAGGUCGAGCCGCCGUGCUGGACACGGCGGACCAGGCGCUUUGAGCCUAAUGACCCGAACUUGGGCCCUUUCCCUGACUUCCCUCAAAUUGUCUGGACCGAGGAUUACUGGACUCGCCUCUGGGAUCGGGCAAUUCUCCCAGAGGCCACUCGUGGCUAUCAAAUGUCGCAGAUGUCCUCAUCAUAUAAGGAACGUUGCAAGCAAUGUCGAUUUGCAAUGUGGGGUCAGAGACGACACCAACUUCUGGCAAGCGAAUCGACAAUCCGCAAUCAUGCAGAAGUCCAGGCAACACGCGCUGAGCAACGGCCAGAAGAACCGCCCAAGGUCGGAGAAUUUAAGGAGGACAUCAUUGACGAGUUGACUGAGGAGUGCAUCGGCAAGAUCUACUGGACUACCGACAUGAUCGCUAAAUGGCACAAACGACGAGCUGCGAAGGAGGUCAAGCGCGAGGUCAAGUACGGCUGCUGGGGACAUCCGGGAAAGCCAGUCGGCAAGUGGCAGGUAUUCACUUGCUGCAAGAAGGGCAUUUUUUCCCGCCCUUGUCAUCAGUUCAAAUCCCACCAGAUCAUUGAAAACGAGAAGGCGUGGAAAUGCAACUGGGAGCUACACGAGGCCCCACAAAAACCUGCAGAUUACCGCUUUGCCAUCGCCCUCGACUGUGAGAUGGGAAUCACCGACCUGGGUGAACAGGAACUCAUCCGGAUCAGCGCCAUUGACUACUUUACCGGGGAGAUCUUGAUAAACAAGUUGGUCUUCCCCAAAGUUCGGAUGUGGCACACCAACCUCCGCUUUUCCGGUGUCAGCUGGGACAUGCUGUACGCAGCCAAGGCUCGGGGUGAAGAACUCGACGGCCGAGAUGCAGCCCGUGAAGCGUUGUUCCGGUACAUCGGCCCCAGCACCGUCCUCGUCCUCCACGGUGGCCGAGCAGACAUGUUGGCCCUGCGAAUUAUUCACCGCCGAAUUGUCGAUACCAUGCUCUUCGCCGAAGCUUCCUUGAAGGAGAACGCCAACGACAUCCUGAAUCGCAAGAUCCAGCAAGGCCACGGCCAUGACAGCCUCGAGGAUGCGCUCGCCUGCCGAGACCUCGCGAACCACUUCAUCACGCACCUCCCAUUCAAGCACAUCUACAGCCCAAGAUACUGCCAGAUGUGGCGCAAUGAGGUCUUGAAUCUGGAGAUCCCAAAGAUAGAUGGCAAAAUUGACCCGGAAUGGAGACCACCUUCGUUAAAAGUCCGGGCGCCCUACCUCAAGAACUAUCGCCCCUUCGAGCCUUGGGUUGUCCAAGAGGAACGUCGACGAGCCGAGAAUCUACACGACUAUGAGGCGGCAGCUCAAGAAUGGUACGAUCAAGGUUGGAAAUUCCCGGGGGUGCCAUGGGAAUAUUCGAUACGUGAUGAUGACGAGCCUUGGCAUGAACCCCGGUGGCAUGAGCCUCAGAAUGAUUGGGGUAUAAAGGAUUGCCGAGGUUGA